This is a messenger RNA of Haliotis rubra (blacklip abalone), 2512 nucleotides long. Its product is annotated as actin-binding protein IPP-like. Bases 167 to 1828 code for a protein of 553 amino acids. The transcript is spliced from 8 exons. NCBI's taxonomy places the organism in Eukaryota, Metazoa, Mollusca, Gastropoda, Lepetellida, Haliotidae. Gene Ontology annotation, molecular function: protein binding. The record is from RefSeq and is a predicted model, not a curated record.
ACUAGAACGUACGGUGUUAUGAAGAGUUUGGAAAUUCUAACAAGCAUCAAUAAACCUUGCGAGUUGUCAACAUUAAAGCUUCUGUGCAUGUACAAACCAUCAACGACUGUCAAACACUUCAAGAAAAUACAAAAUCCUGGAACUUCAGUGAAUGUGAACAGUCAAGAUGGCAUCCAGCUUUGACUUUCUCAGCCGAAUCACAAGAGCUUUAACAAUAUCUCGAGACACAAGCAGUGACAAAACUCCGUCCAAAAUCAACCCCACAGCUCCCUGCUAUGCUGAAAUGUUGCUGCAUGGCCUGUGUGAUCUGUGGAGGGAGGCUCUGUUCUGUGAUGUAACAAUCACUGUAGCAGGGAAGAGCUUCAGGGCACAUCGACACGUGUUGUCUGCAGCCAGCCCCUACUUCCGCGCCAUGUUCUCCUCCGGGAUGCAGGAACAGAGCAGUAGUGAGAUAACAUUGCAGGACACAGAAGCAUACAUCUUUGAAACUGCCCUAAAUUUUAUUUACUCAGGUCAAGUGGAGGUGACAUCAGAGAACUGCCAGGACCUUCUGGGUGUGUGUGACAUGCUGGGGCUGGUCGAUGUUGUCAUGGCAUGCAGUGAGUUCCUCAAAACUCAGCUCCAACCAGACAACUCUCUAGGUAUCUACCUGUUUGCUGAUGCCCACCAGUGCCUGGAUGUGAGAGACGAGGCAGAAAGUUACAUUCAGGGACACUUUAUGCAAGUAUCACGAGAGGAAGAAUUUCUUACGCUGCCCAAAGACGUGCUGAUACAUUUCCUGUCCAGUGAAAAACUCAGGGUUGAACAGGAGCUUCAGGUAUUUAAUGCAGCUAUGAAGUGGAUUCACCAUGACCUUGCAGUUAGAAAGAGGCACGUGUUUGAUGUCAUGGCGCCCCGUCCGAUUUCCCAUAAUACCUCAACAGAGUCUAGAUGCGUGUAUCGACAGGUGCCAGGAUAUCAGCCUGAAGAUAGCCCUGCAGAAACUUCUUCAGGACUACAAAGUGGACCGCAAACUCUACUCAGAACUUGUGGUUACACUCGAGGAAAGGAUUCUCGUUGGAGUGACAUCGAGACGCUGGUCUCUGCGGAACGCUAUGACACUUUCCAUCAUCUGUGGCAUGGAAUACCAUGUAUGAAGAACGCUCGCAGUGGUCAUGGGGUGACUGUGCUCGACAGGAAGAUUUAUGUCAUCGGCGGCGAGAACGAUGCUCUGAUUAACGACAGUGUUGAGUGUUAUGAUCCUGCAAUAAACAAGUGGUCGACGCUGCCUAAUUUGAACUACCCUCGGUGUGGGUUGGGAGUGUGUUCGUUCAAGAAUUACCUGUUUGCUUUCGGAGGAUGGAUUGGUUCUGAGAUUGGGAACACGAUAGAAAGAUAUGACUUUCAGACAGAUGCCUGGGUGAUUAUUGGCCAGCUGGAAGUGCCCAGAUUUGCCAUGGGGGUAGUGGAACAUGAAGCAAUGAGUGGCAGAGACUCAGUGACAUGCACAUGUCCCGCGGGUAUGUCGGUCGUCGCGGCCAUCGACGACUAUAUCUAUGCAGUAGGGGGAUGGAAUGAGAACCAUGGGUCUCUUGCAUCUGUGGAAAAAUACUCCAUUGAAAAUGACAAGUGGGAGGAGGUGGCACCGAUGUCUGUGAGGAGGGCUGGUGCUGGCGUUGCCGCUGUGAAUGGUCAAAUCUAUGCAAUAGGUGGCCGGACGUACACCCUUGACCACUCUGCCCCUGCCACCCUUGACCUGAUGGAACGUUACAACCCUGAAACAGACACUUGGGUCAAGCUGACCAGCAUGACAAUAAGCAGGUGUGAAGCGGGUGUAGUGGUUGUGUGACUGAUCAUAAUCAAGCGAGAGUCACACCGCAGCAGUUGAUUGACGUGAAAUCAGGUUGUGUAUCGCCUUACAAGCAAAAUGUGAGUCAGACUGUAAUCCUGGACUGCGCUGAGAUCAUCAUCUUUGUUUUCUGACAUCACAAUACACAUAGAGAACAGAUGGCCAGUGGUUGUGUGACCGAUCACGAUUAAGUGUGAGUCACACCGCAGCAGUCGGUCGACAUGAAAUCAGGUUGUUGUUUGUCGUCUUACAAGCAAAAUGUGAGUCUCACUGUAUUUAUGGACUGCACUGAGAUCAUCAUCAUCGUCUCACAAUACACAUAGAGAACGGAUGGUCAGUGUUGUUAGUCUUGUCGACGGUGGGCACAGGUGACUCAAAGGCAACACAAUUUACCAUGCAUCGUGAUGUCCCGAGGGUAGACUAUCGAGCUUCACUCCAGUUGUUACUAGGUUGUUAGCACGAUCCCAUUCUUGUGGCUUUAACUACCUUUUCAUCCAACAUUAAGCUGACAAGCCAAGAUACUUGGGCUGCAACAAUCCACUACGAGGCAAAUAUGCUGCAGAUCACAAAUACUGGGUAAUGAAUACGAAUAUUAGGUAACAAAUAUACCAAGAAAUCAACAGCUAAUGUAUUAUUUAGUAUAUUCAGUAGAACAAUAACAAAAUACAUUAUUUGACAUGUUUU